AAAGUUCGCGCCACUCCCCAAAGCGGCGACGUCGUCGCGAUCGAUUAAUCUCGAUCGAGCUCGCCUCGAGUUCCAAGAUUUUGGGGGUUAGGAAUUCUCGAACUUCCUUUUGCGUGUGCUUCGGCAAAGAACGUAGAGUCUCAAAAUGACGAACUCCAAGGGUUACCGCAGAGGUACGCGAGACCUGUUCUCGCGCAAAUUCCGCAAGAGCGGAACUUUGCCCCUGUCUACGUACAUGAAAGUGUACAAGGUCGGCGACAUCGUUGACAUUAAAGGUAAUGGAGCUGUCCAGAAGGGUAUGCCUUACAAAGUCUACCAUGGAAAGACUGGACGUGUCUUCAAUGUGACACAGCAUGCUCUUGGAGUCAUCGUCAACAAGAGAGUGCGUGGACGCAUCAUUGCCAAGCGCAUCAAUGUACGUAUCGAGCACUUGAACCACUCCAAGUGCCGUGAGGAUUUCAUCCAGAGAGUCAAGAAGAACGAGGCUCUGAGGAAGGAAGCCAAAGAGAAGAAGGUGAAGAUCAGUCUGAAGAGACAGCCUGCGCAGCCCAGACCAGCGCACAUUGUCAAAGGAAAGGAAGCACCUCAACUUCUUGCGCCAAUUCCUUAUGAAUUUAUCGCUUAAUUCGUAAUAAAUUUAAUUUUUUAAAAUUA
Molecule: messenger RNA, 654 nt
Organism: Nasonia vitripennis (jewel wasp)
Lineage: Eukaryota; Metazoa; Arthropoda; Insecta; Hymenoptera; Pteromalidae
Gene: RpL21
Product: 60S ribosomal protein L21
Exons: 2
Coding region: 146-625 (159 amino acids)
Biological process (GO): translation
Cellular component (GO): cytosolic large ribosomal subunit; ribosome
Molecular function (GO): structural constituent of ribosome
Source: RefSeq, a predicted model, not a curated record